UGUAGUACUCCUGGCAUAGUUGCUCGUGGUGAAGUUGUUCCUGAUAUAAUUAUCUCUGGUGUAGUCCUCCAUGAUAUAUACACAUAUGGUACAGAUUCUGUAACUGGUAUUAUUAACCUUGAAAUUAUU
Diversispora eburnea is the source of this 129-nucleotide messenger RNA. The record is from the annotation of a GenBank genome assembly. Lineage: Eukaryota; Fungi; Glomeromycota; Glomeromycetes; Diversisporales; Diversisporaceae.